Messenger RNA from Microthlaspi erraticum, 774 nucleotides. Lineage: Eukaryota; Viridiplantae; Streptophyta; Magnoliopsida; Brassicales; Brassicaceae. The record is from the annotation of a GenBank genome assembly.
AUGUCGAGAACAAGAGUACGAGCUGUGACCCAUCAUGAUCUUGUUCCAAAUCCUAAAACUACCGACCUCAGCAGCAAAACCGGUAUAUUCAUCGUUGUUUUGACCAUAAUCUUUGGCCUCUCCUGCUUUGUUCUCUGUCUCUAUGCCGAAGCCACGAGAUCUCAGGCGACAUGGGGAAGCAGCACGUGCGUGUACAACGGUAGCGGGAAAGCGCCGUUGUUGUGUGGUGCGAUUGCGUUUGUGGGACUAGCAGUGGCGAUGGUGGGCUUGCACAUGUACUUGCUUAUCGCAGUCACCACAUCGCCGCCGCUAGUUCUGGUUACGUUGGAAUCUGACUCUAUUCCUGCGAAGACGCUCACUUUUCAAGCAGCCUUCUUCUUCGUCUCAACAUGGCUUUGUUUUGGUGUUGGAGAGGUUCUACUGUUGGUGGGACUAAGUGUGGAAUCAGGACAUCUAAAGAACUGGUCUAAGCCAAAACCUAGUUGUAUAGUAAUUCGACAAGGCUUCUUCUCAGCUGCGGGUGUGUUCUCGCUUCUGACCGUCUUUCUAGCGACGGGACUUUACCUCACGGCUCUUCAAGCUCAUAAAAUCUCUAAAGAUCUCGAAGAUACACAUAGAGAGAUCCUUGAAGUAUCAGUUCUUUACGCAUCUCCUCCAAGAUCGCCCACGAAUCGGCUGGCUACGGUAGCUCGUGAAGGUCCUGCUACGGUUAGAGAUGAGCUGGCGUCUUUGGAACAUCUUGUUUCUUUAAAGCAAUUUGCAUAUAUAUUAUAG